UCAGCAAAAUCCGGCUUAUAUACCAGACUACAUCUCCUUCUUCCCUUCCCAAUUACCAAAAACCAUUAACACACAACCACUAACUCACACACGUCUCUUUCAAAAUCCUUCCAUCUCUUUCUUUUUUUGUCUAGUUUCUUGUUCUGUUCCCAUCGAAUGAGCCACGUAAAACACAUCCACAAAGGGUCACUGGAGAGGUUUUUGGAUCUCCUCUUGAUCGCUCUCGUUGUUUUGAUGACUCUUAAAGGCGGCACGAGUGGGGCCUGUGCCGCGUGCAAAUACCAACGUAGACGGUGCGCCUCAGACUGCCCCCUCGCGCCUUACUUCCCCGCUGAACAGCCAAAACUGUUCCAAAACGUUCGCAGGCUAUUCGGCGUUAGAAGCAUCGUCAAAAUCCUCGAAAGACUCGACGAAACUCAAAGACCCGAAGCUAUGAAAUCUAUCAUCUUCCAAUCUUAUGUCCGUGACCGUUCCCCUGUCCACGGUUGUCUCGGCGUCACGCAACAGCUUCAAUACAUGAUUUGGCUCGCUGAAGAAGAACUCAAAGCUGUCAAUGCACAGCUACAACUCUAUCGCUCUCAAAACGACGGUCAAAACCAGCAAAACCAUAAUCAGAUGAUGAUUAAUGACCUUGGUGUUGUUGUUGAUAAUAAGCAGCAACAGGAUGAUGUAACAUCGCAGCUAGAUUUAGGAAUGGGACUUAACGUUAACAAUAACCAAAGCAGUGUGGUAGCCCCAUUCUUUAGUCCGUUGCCCGUAUCUGAAACACAACAGCCUCAAAUGUCUUACACUUAUAGUUGUAGUGAGGUCAAUAACAAUGGCUAUAGUCCUCCAGCUUAUAAUACGGAUUCGGGCAAGGAGAUUAUGACAAACAAUAAUAAUGUUUGGGGUGUUCAUAAUCGGUUUCUGUAUAACGACAACAACGGAGGAGGGUUCAACAAUCAAAACGAGAGCUGUCACGAGAUGAAGAGCGAUAGCGGUGUAAUGGGAAUACAAUCACAGCUCGUUAAUCUGCAAAUGGCAUCAAAUCAUCAGCAACAAGAAGAAGAAGAUGAUGCUCAUGAAUACGAUGAAAUCCUCAAGCUCUGGUGAAACGUUGAAGGAACAGAUUGAUGAAAUUGGAGAGAAUGAAUUGAGAAGUGCAGCUACUUGCUUCAGUCUAACCAGUGUGAAUUGAAUUGAUUUAUCAAUUCAUGAUCUUUAUUUACGUUCUUUUUUUCCACGUCGUCUCUGAAGUUUUGUUAUUCUUUUGUUUGACAUUUUCUUUUCUUCGUAUUUAUUAGACAGAGACGUAUACUUUUCUUUUUUUUUUCUAUUUCUAAUUUCUUUUUUCAUAUAAUAAACUAUCUGUUUUGGAUCUCUUUUAAUAUAGUUAUUCAUUUAACUUUAAUAUUUUACUACAAUUUAACUCUUUUUGCCCUA
This is a messenger RNA of Camelina sativa (false flax), 1422 nucleotides long. Its product is annotated as LOB domain-containing protein 27-like. NCBI's taxonomy places the organism in Eukaryota, Viridiplantae, Streptophyta, Magnoliopsida, Brassicales, Brassicaceae. The record is from RefSeq and is a predicted model, not a curated record.